Molecule: messenger RNA, 1515 nt
Organism: Cladophialophora immunda
Lineage: Eukaryota; Fungi; Ascomycota; Eurotiomycetes; Chaetothyriales; Herpotrichiellaceae
Exons: 3
Coding region: 1-1515 (504 amino acids)
Biological process (GO): transmembrane transport
Cellular component (GO): membrane
Molecular function (GO): transmembrane transporter activity
Source: RefSeq, a predicted model, not a curated record
AUGUCUCUCCAUCGGAACAGCGACGUCAAGGACGUUUCUCAGCAAGUCGAAGACAUCCCCCUUCCCAAGGUCGAAGUCGCCGACACGGACCAUGGCUUCACCAAAAAGCAGCAGAUGCUCAUCCUGCGUCAUGUCGACCGGAGACUGGUGCUGACGUGUGGCUUCAUAUACUGCAUCAGUCUCAUGGACCGGACGAAUCUGGGAAUCGCGGUUCUGUCGGGCAUGAAAGCGGACCUCAAUCUCAUCGGCGAGCGGUACAACAUCAUCACGCUGGUCUUCAUGCCCACCUACAGUCUCUUCAUGCCUCUGGCCAACGUCAUGCUCAAGAAGUUGGGCGCCCGUGCUUUUCUGCCCACCGUCUGUCUCCUGUGGGGCGCUUCGCUGGCCUCGCUCGGAUUCAUCAAGUCCUGGGGACAGGCGAUUCCUCUCAGGCUUCUCAUGGGCGCCUUUGAGGCUGGAUGCUUCCCUGGCUGCGCUUAUUUGCUCAGUUGCUGGUAUACCAGAUACGAGCUUCAGAAGCGAGUUGCGGUCUUCUACAUGGUCGGCAUCCUCUCUCAGGCUUUCUCGGGCAUUCUGGGCUACGCAUUUUCCCAACUGGAGGGGCACGGAGUAGGAGCAAGCUGGUUGGGACGGCUUUCGACCGUCACUGGAGAACACGGACCUGGUCUGGCUGGUUGGCGGUGGAUUUUCAUCUUACAGGGUGUGAUCACGAUGGUGAUUGCGUUGAUCGCCUAUAUUACAAUCGUCAACUUCCCGGAGAACGCGCACAAAACCUUUGGGCUCAAAUUCUUGACCAAAGCCGAGUCGGACUGGAUUGUGGCCCGGCUCGAGGCUGACCGUGAGGACGUGCAUGCGGAAAAGUUCAACCUCAAGAAGUUCCUCUCGUACGCGAAGGACUUCAAGUCCUGGUGCUUUGCCCUGAUCUUCCUGUGCAACAGCAACCUGACCUACUCCCUCGCCUACUUCCUGCCCAUCAUCCUGCGCGACGGCAUGGGCUUCGGGGUCGCGGCGGCGCAGUGCCUGACCGCGCCGCCGCACGUGUUUUCCCUGCUCUUCAUGUACGGGUUCGCCUGGGCGGGCGACCGGUACCGGCUGCGGUCCCCCACGAUCCUGGUCUGCGGGACGCUGUCCAUGGUCGGCCUCGCCCUGCUCGGGUUCGCCGGCAACACCGGGGCGCGCUACUUCGGCGUCUUCCUGACCUGCAUCGGGAGCAACUCGACCAUCCCGGCCCUGCUGGCGUGGCAGGCCAACAACGUCCGCGGCCAGUGGAAGCGCGCCUUUUCGUCCGCCCUGAUGAUCAGCGCUGGCGGCGUCGGCGGCAUCAUGGGCAGUCUCGUGUUCCGGUCGCAGGACGCGCCGGCGUACAUCCCCGGUAUCAUCACCGGCAUGGCCUCCGGCGGCGCCAUCUUCGGGACCACGGUCGUCCUCAUCUUCUACUUCUGGCGGGCGAAUCAGAGGGCCGCCCAUGGUGAGGAAGUCAUUGAAGGGCUGGAGAGGUUCCGCUACACUCUAUAG